UUCCUCUCCCUCUCUCUCUCUCUACGAAACACCAAGAAAAUUAUCUCACCUCUGAGAAACACCGGGAAAAUCUCAGCCAUGGCGAGACCCAUUUGGUUUUAUCUACAGCACUUGGUGUUCUUCAUGUUUCUAAAUGUCAUUGUCGCUUAUGCCAGCAGGCGCUCACACCGGCCUCAUCAAGAGCCAAGUUACCUGAAAUUUGUUGUCAACGCCACAGAUUUCCCAUCUGAAGAUUACUAUGACUACAUUAUCGUUGGAGGUGGCACUGCUGGGUGCCCCUUGGCUGCGACACUAUCAUCUAGAUUUCGUGUACUCGUGAUCGAACGGGGUGGUAUUGCUUAUGGAAAUCGAAACUUGAUGACCAAAGAAGGUUUCUUGGCCACACUCAUGGAUGUCAACUCCUUUGACUCGCCUACACAAGCCUUCACAUCUGAAGAUGGUGUCCCGAAUGUCCGAGGCCGCAUUCUUGGAGGCAGCAGUGCCAUAAAUGCUGGUUUCUAUAGCCGUGCAGAUGAAGACUUUUACAGGAAAACCAGUGUCAAUUGGGAUUUUCGAAUGGUGAAUGAGUCCUAUAAGUGGGUUGAAAGGGCAAUUGUGUUUAGGCCAGAGCUGAGGACUUGGCAAUCCGCAGUUCGAGAUGGGUUAUUGCAAGCUGGUGUUGAUCCCUAUAAUGGGUUUAGUUUUGAUCAUGUAGUGGGGACCAAGAUUGGUGGUUCAACAUUUGACACUUUGGGAAGGAGACAUAGUGCUGCUGAUCUUUUCAAGUAUGCAAAACCAGUGAAUGUCAAAGUUGUGACACAUGCCAAUGUGGAAAGGAUUCUGGUGGGUUCAUCUAUGCCAUCAGCAGUGUCAAGGCAGUCUGCAAUGGGGGUUGUUUUUCGUGAUCGAAUCGGGAUGUAUCACCAUGCCUUGUUACGUGAACAUGGCGAGGUGAUUCUCUCAGCUGGUGCCCUUGGAAGCCCACAGCUACUUCUGUUGAGUGGUAUUGGCCCAAGGCCUUAUCUUUCCUCUUGGGGGAUCCCAGUGGCUCAUCAUCUUCCUUAUGUCGGGCAGUAUCUUUAUGAUAAUCCAAGAAAUGGCAUCUCAAUUGUGCCACCAAUUCCACUGGAGCACUCACUGAUUCAAGUGGUUGGCAUUACUGAAUCAGGAGCUUACAUUGAAGCAGCCUCCAAUGUCAUCCCUUUUGCAUCUCCUGCAAGAUCUGUGUUCAUUCGGACACCAUCUGCGCCUCUCUACCUCACUGUGGCCACCCUCAUGGAGAAGACUGUUGGGCCAGCCUCAGCUGGUUCUCUGAGGCUGGCUUCAACAGAUGUCAAGGUGAAUCCUAUUGUUCGAUUCAACUACUUCAGCAACCCGGUGGAUGUGCAAAGGUGUGUGAAUGGGACCCGCAAGAUUGGCGAUAUACUCAGGACCCAGUCUAUGGAGGAUUUCAAGUUCCAGGGCUGGUUUGGGAGCAAAGAUUUUAGGUUUGUAGGACCUGCAUUGCCUGUUGACCAAUCUAACUACGAGGUAAUGGCAGAUUUCUGUCGCCGCACAGUCAGCACCAUAUGGCACUACCAUGGGGGCUGCAUUAUGGGGAAGGUGGUUGAUGCUGAUUUCCGGGUCAUUGGCCUUGAUGCACUCAGAGUUGUGGAUGGAUCAACGUUCGGUAUAUCACCAGGGACAAAUCCCCAGGCCACUCUUAUGAUGCUUGGGAGAUAUGUUGGGCUGAAGAUGAUGAAAGACAGAAAGGAUUAUAAAAUGAUCGACUGAUCAUCUCUUGUUUCUGCGUUGGUUUUACUUUGUUGAGCAGCUCUUGUGUAUUUUCUUGUAGAUAAAGAGUAGAUUGGUGCUCUCAGGAGAAUUAGUAUGUUGGUUCAUUCUUUCAAAACUGAAAGAG
Molecule: messenger RNA, 1879 nt
Organism: Prunus avium (sweet cherry)
Lineage: Eukaryota; Viridiplantae; Streptophyta; Magnoliopsida; Rosales; Rosaceae
Source: RefSeq, a predicted model, not a curated record